AUGAAUAAUGGAACUCCUCUUCUCACAUCCUGCAAGGCGAUCGCGGGCCGUCGACUGGAGGACCUUGAAAACUUGAUCACUGUCUCAACCUUGGACGCCGAAAAUGCCCCCCAUACCGUGGAGGCUUUGCUACUGGAAGAUAUAGAUGCUCUUCGCUCCCUUUCCGCGCGGUUCUGUCGACGCCUCAACCGAUUGCGCUGUCCCAUCUUGCGCUUGCCACCAGAGAUCAUACGGCUAAUAAUCGAUACAGUCGUCGACAUGGUCCAGUCCCUGUCAUAUUAUGUCAGCACACAGAAGUUAAUAAUGCUGGGUCAUGUUUGCCACGACUUCCGGGCCAACCUCCUAGGCAUGCACGCGCUCUGGGGUAGGCACGCAUUUGCUCCGGAUACCCUCGCCAAUCAUGUAUUCUUGGAGCGGGCACAGGAUGCACCAAUCGCCAUCAGAUUACACACACUUUCCCCAGCUUUUCUUCAGGACCUCGCUGUGCAACAUCUCCGCCGAGCCCGGGACAUUGAUGUCUCCGGAAAGCCAUUGGAUAUGUUGGUCCCCGGGUUACAGAUGCAAUGCUUUCCACUCUUGGACUACUUGAGCCUAACCACCUAUGCCACACCCGCCUUGUCUCUCCCGCAGACCUUCUCGGCGCCUAACUUGCGUCGUUUGACCUUGAAAAAUGUCAUUCCAUGUUUCAAUGAGCAUCGGCUCACCAACCUGGUGACGCUCACGCUGCAUAAAGAAACUGCGGAUAUCUCCUCCAGUCUCGCAUCCACCGCGCAGAUCGUCGGCAUUUUGCGAUCUUGUGCCGGUCUCCGAGAAUUGGAUCUCCGAGGGUUUAUUCCAAUGCUCAAUGAGCUCCCCGAGGAAGAACACCCCAAGGCCAUCUAUCUUCCUUCGCUCAGGAUGCUCAGUUUGUCCCAGGAUCGUAUCACCGUUCUUCACUUUUGGAAAAUGCUCAUAAUCCCGCCUACAACGACGAUAAGGAUCGACUUCAAGGACGAACGACCAGACUCGCCUAGCGUGCCGUUGGCGAUUCUUGUAGAGGACACCAACGCGUUUGCCGCCCAAGUGACGGCUUAUAAUGACGUCAUGCCGCCUAUGUCUGCUCUGAGGAUCCACGGAGUUCGAUCGCCAGAGGAUCAGUGGUGGCUUUCUUUUGGCAUCUUCGGCGGAUAUUGUGGCGUAGGCACUCCCCAUUACCUGGGAUUAUCACCGACGGAAUGGACGCGUAUUGCAGGCUUUUAUUUUACAACUGACCGUUGGACGGAACAAGAGCUCUCCGCGGCCAUAGCACGCUUCGUGUCCAUCUUCAAGCUUUCCCAAAUCGCAUACCUCUCCGUCGACUGCUUGUUGGGAGCAGGUCUACUAUCAACAUACGAGACCUUUCCCGAAGUACGAAGACUUCAUCUGGAUUAUUGCUCAGAGACCGCAGCAUUCCUUCCUCUGAGCGUCCGCUCCGAUAUUAGGACCAUACCUCCGACUCCCAGACCAUCGGUGCCCUGCCCUGCACUUCAUACCUUAUACAUGUCGGACAACGGAGCAAGUGAUGAUGAUGAGGGUUUUGACUUUUCCUUCUUGCGUCUCGCCUUAAAGGGGAUGCUGAGGAGCCGCAGCGAGCGAGGACAUCCUAUCACGGUGCUAGGGCUCGAAUACGACAACGUAUCAGACACCGAUCGGCAGGAGCUCUUGAAUUUCGUGGACGAGAUCCGUGUCUAUGCUCAGGCCUCACACUAUGCGCAUCGCCACAUUAGGGACGUCUUCAUGUAA
Molecule: messenger RNA, 1761 nt
Organism: Peniophora sp. CBMAI 1063
Lineage: Eukaryota; Fungi; Basidiomycota; Agaricomycetes; Russulales; Peniophoraceae
Source: the annotation of a GenBank genome assembly